This is a messenger RNA of Triticum aestivum (bread wheat), 3185 nucleotides long. RefSeq lists its product as uncharacterized. Bases 1899 to 2504 code for a protein of 201 amino acids. Lineage: Eukaryota; Viridiplantae; Streptophyta; Magnoliopsida; Poales; Poaceae. The record is from RefSeq and is a predicted model, not a curated record. The transcript has 9 exons.
UUAAAAACUUAAAACUGACUAUGCUCAAACUUUGGCAACUUAGCUUUUCUGUCUUCUGCAUUCCGGCAAGGCUAUGCUUCUUUGAACGACACAUAGUCCAUAUCGUUAUCAAGCCCCGACAACGAGGACUAAAGGCGUAAAUGCUACUGUGGGAACAUUCGCUUCUACAGCAAGAAUCUGGGAUCCUGCCGGAGCGUGAUGCUCCCCGGCAAGCGUGUCAGGACAUAGCUUGUCGGGAGCGUCUGCUUCAAUGAAACAAACCCUAGGGCUUGUCGGAGCAGACGGCUCCUCAGCGCUUUCUGUGUUGAUCCUGGGGGCCUUCUUGGCGGCGGCUCCGGGGAGCUCUGCCGGAAAGUAGUCGCCAGUAACCAACCCUUUUCUUUAUUUUGGUUACAUAGGUUCAUCCUUGCCGGAAUCAGAACUUGUCGAGGGAGCCCCCUGCUUGUCGCUGGAGACCGCACUGCGCUCGUGCCAGCGUGUUGACGCGUACGUUGGCCUUGAGCGUCCCGCGACCCACCAGCUUGGCCUUGUUCCAACGCGAGCACGGCGCCAGGAGCGCCGUGGCAUUGUCGAUCUUGCACCUCCUGGGAGGGGUGCGGUGGAUGUGCAGACGCUGAACCUUGCGGGGCCUUGUCCUUGGAGCGGGUGACGAUGUGAGUCCCCCCGCUGGCGCCCGCUCCUCUGCCGGCGUCCACCCCACCGCCUGUUUGCUCCGGUGGCGGUAGGACAGUCGCAGACGGAGCGGCUACCUCCGAAGUUUUCUUCUUCGGUGGCAUGUUGAUGAAGAUGCUGAUGUAGCGCGCGCAGACGCCGGAUCAGAUGCUCACGACCUCGACGCCCCCCACCUGGCGCGCCAAAGAUGUCGUGGCCGCUUCUGUGGGGGCACGAGCACCUAUGGGGCAGGGGGGCCCCUUCUAGUCCGGCAAGGGAGCGGAGGGCGCACGCAGAUCAUAUCGAGGCGGGAGCGCGCGGGGGAUUUUACCCAGCUUCGGAGCUCUCCGGAGAGAUAAAACUCCUACUGCUGCUUUGUGUUCGUAUUAUGUUCUUGCUCAAGAGUGUGAGCGUGUUGUGGUGUUGGAUGUCUUGGAUGAACCGAGCCUGCUGCGGAACCAAAAAAUUCUGAACCUCUUCUAUGUGCGCAUGGGCCUCCCUUUUAUAGCCUAAGGGGGUCGCCGACAGGUGGCAGCGUAGAAAGAGGGGUAGAAAGGUAAAAACGCAGGUUGGUACAACAGUGUCCAACAGUGUCCCCUACCUAACUCUGAUGGCAGGGGACAAGGGCAUUUAAUGCCCGUCCGGUCGCCCCAACAGUGCAAGGAAACGACCGUUAGGGGCGCCACCGAUCGCCACAACGGCCUCCUUGUCAGCUUUGCUUGCCACCUCGCACCGCAUGGCUGCACAGCGCCUCGCCACGUGCUCCUUGGAUGGCCCUGGGGUGACACGUCGUUGGAUGCGCUGGAGCUUGGGUGCAGAGUGGCAGCCUUGCCGCGGCAAGUGCCUUGCCGCGGCCGUUGUCUUGUCGCACCAGCAAGCUUGCCGCUCGCCGGGCCUUGCCGGGACGCGCGGGGCGUUGCGGCAAGUUUUCUGAAGUGUCUUGAUUGGCUUUCCCGGCAAGCUCCUCUUGCCGGGGUCUUGUCCUUCCCGGCAAGCUCCUCUUGCCGGGGCCUUGUACUUCCCGGCAAGCUCCUCUUGCCGUGGCCUUGUCUUCUUAGUAAAUACUUUGCUCUUGAAUGGCAGUAAGAUAGGAAUGGCGGAGGAUCUUGGCGGGCGCCCGGCAAGCCUCGCCGCGGGGUGCUGCGACUGCCCGUGCACAAAUUCGGGGUACUAAGGCAGUGGAUGUCCCCAGGUCUCCGGCAAUCAAUGUCGUUUGUGGGAGCGCAACUCAAGCGCAAGGCUGGGCCAUGCCAGGUUCUAGUGUGCAUGCUCCUCCUACUGGAUUUUGUGUGGACCAUGCGACAGAGAUACCAGGAGAGAUUCUUGAUGCGUUUAGGGAGGCAGUGGAGCAUGGACUGAAGCAGCGUCAGCAGGAAUUCAUCAAAAUGGUGGAGACACUAGUCAAAGUGCUUGAAGAAAUCAAGACCAAGGCUGAUGCUAAACGGCAGAGAGACCUGGAGGACACACUUGGCGAUUUUAUCAACCGAGUGAAGAGGCAAGCUCCGAUGGCUGCCACAUUUCCUAAUGUGAGCCAAACCUUGCAUCGGCCCAGGGCAAGUACAGAUAUUACGCAAGAUCUGGCUGAAACCUCAAGGGAAGCUGCUAGGGCUUUGAUGUCAGUAGUUUUAGUUAAUGAAGAGACGCGUGGCAGACCAGAGACGAGUGCGAUGGGGGGUGCAUCAACGCCUAUGCAAGGAACUGACAUCAACUCACAAGCAGCAGUGCAUGCAAAUGCACGUGGUAAAGAUGUUGCUGUGCAAGCUGGUCUUGAUGAACCAGUGGAGAAGACUAUGAUCGUGGACAACAAAGGAAAGGGGCCGGCUGUUGACUUAGUCUACCGUAGGCGCACUUGACAAACUACCAUGCAUGAGGUCCUGGGAGUGGGAGGAGCUUCUUCUAGGGAUCAGGCUGUGCCUGUCCAUCACCAGGUGAUGGCAGCGGUGAUGGCACCGUUAUACGCUGAUAUGAGUGAAGUCGUUGAGCCGGAUGCUUUGCAACAGCAACAUGAUCUUGCUAGGGGCAUUGCCACGACCAUUCCCAUAUGCAACAGGAGGCUUGCACUGCCUGAUUAUGGUGAACAGAGCCGGCCGGGCCCACUUGCGGUUGUUCCUGCUUUGCCACCUGCCCGUGAUUAUGGGUGAGGGAGUCCUGGACUAGGGGGUGUCCGGACAGCCGGACUAUCAUCGUUAGCCGGACUCCAAGACUAUGAAGAUACAAGAUUGAAGACUUCGUCCCGUGUCCGGAUAGGACUUUUCUUGGCGUGGAAGGCAAGCUUGGCGAUACGGAUAUGUAGAUCUCCUACCAUUGUAACCGACUCUGUGUAACCCUAGCCCUCUCCGAUGUCUAUAUAAACUGAAGGGUUUUAGUCCGUAGGACGACAACCAUUACAACAAUCAUACCAUAGGCUAGCUUCUAGGGUUUAGCCUCCUUGAUCUCGUGGUAGAUCCACUCUUGUACUACCCAUAUCAUCAAUAUCAAUCAAGCAGGAGUAGGGUUUUACCUCCAUCGAGAGGGCCCGAACCUGGGUAAAAACA